Molecule: messenger RNA, 2243 nt
Organism: Labrus mixtus (cuckoo wrasse)
Lineage: Eukaryota; Metazoa; Chordata; Actinopteri; Labriformes; Labridae
Product: dnaJ homolog subfamily A member 3, mitochondrial-like
Exons: 12
Coding region: 36-1502 (488 amino acids)
Biological process (GO): mitochondrion organization; negative regulation of apoptotic process; protein folding
Cellular component (GO): mitochondrion
Molecular function (GO): protein kinase binding; heat shock protein binding; ATP binding
Source: RefSeq, a predicted model, not a curated record
AGCAGAAGAAGAAGAAGAAGAAUAAGACGCGAAAAAUGGCGUCCUCCGUUGCCCGGUUUUCCUCACGCUGGCUAUCAACAUCUGUUUCUUCUGCUUAUCGUAACAGUGGUUUUCCAAGUUUCCCUGCCAGCUUUGCAGGAGUUUGUUCAGCAACAUUACCGCAGACGCAGCGGGGCGGGAUAGCAUUUGGCUUUAGCUCCUGGACACACGGAAAGUCGGUGACAUUGAGAGGACUGACAGGCUUGAGAUGUCCCUGUUGCAUUACCAGUCACUCUUUUCACACCAGCAGCUAUUUGUCAAACAAGGACGACUUCUAUGGAGUCUUGGGUGUCUCCCGAACUGCCACACAGAAAGACAUCAAAAAGGCUUAUUACCAGUUAGCAAAAAAGUAUCACCCAGACACAAGCCCAGAUGACCCAGACGCCAAAGAGAAGUUUGCUAAACUGGCUGAAGCCUAUGAGGUUCUGAGUGACGAGGUGAAGAGGAAGCAGUAUGACACGUACGGAGCAGCAGGCUUCGACCCAAGCCGAGCUGGACAAAGCCAGCAGCAGUACUACAGAGCCGGGGGCAGCAGUAUAGACCCCGAGGAGCUCUUCAGGAAGAUCUUUGGAGAGUUUUCUGGAGGAAUGGGCUUCGGAGACAUUCACAACAUGUUCGAGCAAAGACCCGAGUAUGUGAUGGAGCUUACGUUUGCAGAGGCUGCAAAGGGUUCGAAUAAGGAACUGAAUAUUAACAUUGAUGACAACUGCCCGAGGUGUGGUGGAAAGGGCAGCGAGCCGGGCACCAAGGUGUCUCAUUGUCACUAUUGUAACGGCACAGGCAUGGAGUCAGUCAACACGGGUCCUUUCAUGAUGCGUACGACCUGCAGACGCUGUGGGGGGAAAGGAUCGAUCAUAACCACACCCUGCGCGCUGUGCAGAGGUUCAGGCCAGAUGAAGAAGAGGCAGACGGUCAAUGUACCUGUACCUGCAGGAGUGGAAAAUGGUCAGACUGUGCGCAUGUCAGUAGGCAAUAAAGAAAUCCUUAUUACAUUCAGGGUGCAUAGAAGUCCAGUAUUCAGACGUAAUGGAGUGGACAUCCAUUCAGACGUGUUGAUCUCUAUAGCUCAGGCCAUCCUGGGGGGCACAGCCACAUCACAGGGCCUCCACGAAACCAUUAGUAUAGUGAUUCCUCCCAGUUGUCAACCUGAUCAGGUGAUCCGGCUGCACGGGAAAGGCAUUCGGAGGAUGAACACCUACAGCUAUGGAGAUCACUACGUUCACAUCAAGAUCAAAGUGCCAAAGAAGUUGACUCAUAAGCAGCGCUCUCUGCUGCUCAGUUACGCUGAAGAGGAGAUGGAAGUUCAGGGGACGGUCAAUGGUGUCACUCCUUCUCCAGGAGGGGGCAGCAGCACAGCAGGUUCUGGUGCAAAGGCGACCAGCUCAGAGGAGGAACAAGAAACGCAGAAACAGCAGCAAGAGGAGGGAGGCUUUUUCUCCAAACUAAAGAAACUGUUAAGCUGACACUCUGAUAAACAGGUGCAAAACAUGAUUAAAUGUGGUAAAGGAGGAGAAGAAAUCCACAGUCUUGGACUCCAUGCUGUCUCCUGUGGUGCUGAGGAUUGAGUGAGGAGGAGGAACAGAGAGGCAGAGGGGUAUUUGUGUUGACACAGUCGCACAUUGUUGAAGCUGCGGUUGGCAAACAGGCCCGUCAACGCAGACAGGUGCUGAGCCGAUAAACUCAAGAACUGCUGGAAGAGGAACAAGAAGACGACUACAGAGGGCUAUUGUGGAAUAAAGUGCACCACUCACUGAGUCACAAAGUGCUCUGCAUACAGUAACUGUUUAAAAAAAGAAAGUGAGGUGAGUCAGUUUAAGUCAGACAAAAAAGGUCAAAUUAUAAAUUUAGCUACAAGAGAAAAUGACCAGCCACUGAUCUCGGAUGGCUCUAAUUUCUCCACCGAUAUUUCAUGAGGCUUUUUAAGCACUUAAACCUUUUUAACACAAACAAUUCUUAUAAAACCAGCACAUGCUGUUGUGUACCACAGCACAGCUUGGUAACAAAAAAACAAAGGACACAUAGAAUUGUGGAUUUUAAAUUCACUAAACAUCCUGGCCCAUAAAGUCUAUCAGGAGGUUGUUAAAUAUUUAAUGAUGAAAUAAAGUAUGAAGUGAAGAGAGAUUUGUGAACGUCUCAGUCUGACUUGGUUGUAGUUGGUAUGAUUUAUGUAUGAGUGGCAAUAAAAUGUUGAAAAGGAAUGAAUA